Adelges cooleyi (spruce gall adelgid) is the source of this 2086-nucleotide messenger RNA. It is a transcript of the gene Pten, whose product is annotated as phosphatidylinositol 3,4,5-trisphosphate 3-phosphatase and dual-specificity protein phosphatase PTEN. Lineage: Eukaryota; Metazoa; Arthropoda; Insecta; Hemiptera; Adelgidae. Gene Ontology annotation, cellular component: nucleus; cytosol; plasma membrane. The transcript is spliced from 10 exons. Gene Ontology annotation, biological process: protein dephosphorylation; cell motility; phosphatidylinositol 3-kinase/protein kinase B signal transduction. Gene Ontology annotation, molecular function: phosphatidylinositol-3,4,5-trisphosphate 3-phosphatase activity; protein tyrosine phosphatase activity. The coding region runs from base 283 to 1599 and encodes 438 amino acids. The record is from RefSeq and is a predicted model, not a curated record.
CUUUCCAGCUCUUUGUUUCUUUUUUCAAUGCAAAAAAAAAUGUUAUAAGUUUUUGUUUUUCAUUUCAUUUUCUUUUCCCCUCUUCUGACGCAUUGCCCCUUUUCAUCUCUGGAGCGUCCAGCCAUAAAUUAUCACCCUUAAUCAUUCACAUCAUAUACACAUUAUGAUCAUCUUAUCGAUUACACGCAAAAUGUAUUAUUGAUACAGGCUAUAUUCUUACUCUGGACUUGACUGUAAGUCUAGUCUGUACGAUGCACAUAACUAUUACUGAGAAGCAGGGCCAUGGACGAACAAUCGACGGAUCUGGUGCAUAGCUCGGUGAUCCGCAAUAGAAUGGCCAUCCCUAACAUCAAAAUGACUAAUCCAAUUAAGAAACUGGUCAGUAAACAAAGAAAGAGGUACACUGAAGAUGGGUUCAACUUAGAUUUGACUUACAUUCUAGAAAAUGUGAUAGCUAUGGGGUUUCCAGCAGAAAAUUUAGAAAGUGUAUAUCGAAAUCAUAUAGAUGAUGUAAGCAAACUUCUUGAUCAAAAACAUCCUGAUCAUUACAAAAUAUACAAUCUUUGUUCUGAACGAUCGUAUGAUCCAAAGAAAUUUCAUCAUCGUGUAGUCACUUAUCCGUUUCAAGAUCAUAAUCCCCCCAGCAUUGAGGUUAUUCGACCUUUUUGUCUUGAUGUGCAUGAAUGGCUCGGCAAUGAUGAGAGGAAUGUUGCUGUUGUUCAUUGUAAAGCUGGAAAAGGUCGAACAGGAGUUAUGAUAUGUUGUUACCUGAUACAUAGCAGAAAGUUUAAAACGGCUAAAGAAGCGCUAAAUUAUUAUGGACAAAAAAGGACAUUUGAUGAAAAGGGUGUAACCAUUCCCAGCCAGAGAAGAUACGUAAAUUAUUACUCGAUGUUGGUUCAAGAAAACUUGAUUUAUAAGCCUGUUGUAUUAACUGUAAAAGAAAUAAAACUUGAUCCAGUGCCCACCAUUUUUAAUUCUGGUCAAACUUGCAUUCGUUUAGUUAUAUCAGAAUGGACAAGUGCAGAUAGUUCUAAAAUAAGAAAAGUUUAUUCAUCAGACAUGCAGGAUAUUCGACGCAGUGAUUCAGAUGUUACAAUCCGAUUGGCACAAACAACUCAAGUUCGCGGUGAUGUAAAAGUUGAAUGCUACAAUAAACAUAAAAUGAAGAAAAAGGAAAAACUUUUUCAUUUUUGGUUUAAUACAUUUUUUGUUCGAGAGCCUGUUGUUACCGAAAAUGGAAAUAGGGAACAUAAGAAUAAUUGUAACCAGCAUGAAAAGACAACUCGUACAAACAGUAUGGAUGAUUCAUCUAAUCUCCGUUUGCCAAACUUUAAAAUGCGAACGAAUUCAAUUGGCAAUGUAGACGUAGUUGAUAAUCGCCUGUUAACACUAUACAUGAACAAAUGGGAACUAGAUGGACAUAAGGAUAAGCAGAAUAAACUGUUCAGUCCAGACUUUCACGUCAGCCUGUUGUUUGAACGUGCUGAUGUAACUGAACCUGUAGUUGGGGAGUUAUCAGAAAGCGAAUCAAGCAGUUGCACCACAGCUGAAGAAGACGAUACUGGAUGUGAAGAAGAUGGAUGGGAAUCUGAAUAAUGAUUGGUGAAGGCCGCUUUAUUCUCUCCUUUAGGCUUUCUUAACCCUGUCGCUUGAGUGCACAAUACAACCGACAGCAUUGAUGCAAAUGUGAUUGUGUUUCCGGUGGUUCUAGGCGAAUCGACGUAUCUAUAAGAUAAUGGAAAUGCUGCAAACAGAGGACAAACAACGAAAGUGUUAUUGUACAUAAAAUAAAUGUAAUUGCAAGUAAAUGUUUUUUUUUUUUUUUUUUAAUAUAUAUGUGUGUAUGAUGUAAUAUGUAUGUCUAUAUAUAUAUAUAUAGAGGGAGAGAGAGAGAAUUUUACAAUUAUUAUAGACAGGAUUAAAAAAGCUCAUCCACAUUACUUCUGGCAUACCCUCGCCUAUUUAUUAUUUUUAUAGUACAAAGAAAAUAAAGUUUUGACUCUGAUAACUUUAUUACAAAAUGUUUUAUUAUUAAUAUUUUCGUGUUCAUCUGUUAAUUUUUAAGUCUUCCAUGUUGCCAUUG